Linum trigynum is the source of this 873-nucleotide messenger RNA. Lineage: Eukaryota; Viridiplantae; Streptophyta; Magnoliopsida; Malpighiales; Linaceae. The record is from the annotation of a GenBank genome assembly.
CGCCGCCUUCCUUCCUCUUCCCCUUUGUUCAAAUUUCACUGGCGACGAAGGAGGGAUGGAGCUGCCUCCGUCGCCACUCACUCCCUCACUGCAACAAACACGCAAACACAGAUCUCACUCGCCGAUGGAUCUCGGGAGCAGGAAGUGCCUUGCUAUUUCAUAUUCGGAGACUCUAUGUUCGACGCUGGCAACAACAACAAGAUGAAAGCCAAUUACCAUCCUUCCGGCAUCGAUUUCCAUUCUGGCGUCGAAAUAGGGAGGUACUCCAAUGGGCGAUUGACGACCGAUAUAAUUGGUGAACUGCUGGGAUUUAAGAGCUCCAUCUCGCCAUCUGCAUCGGCGCCGAACGACUCUGAGAUAAUGUCCACCAUGAAGCUGAUCCAAGAGGAGAAAGAAUUAACGAUUGGAACGGAGAAAGAAAGCUUGGACGGGCAGAAGAAUAGAGAGAGAGUGAGUGAGUGAGAUAUGUGUUUGGGUGUUUGUUGCAGCGAGGGAGUGAGUGGCGAUGGAGGCGACUCCAUCCCUCCUUUGUCGCUGGUGAAAUUUCGAACAAAGGGGAAGAAGAAGGAAGGAGGCGCAGGCGAAGAAGAGAGAAGUGGACUUCUGGUUUAGGUUUUAGGGAUUUAAUUUGUGUGGGUUGGUCAGUUCAAAGGUCGGGUCUGGUUUGAUUAGAGGUUGGGUUGGUUCAGAUGACAUGGCAGUUUUUAGUGAUGUGGCAAGUCGGGUCUCACUAUUUUCGGUUCAAAUAGGGUUGAUUAGACGAUUUUGUCCGCCACGUCAUCACUUAACGGACUUUGUUAAUGGAGAUUGACGGCGACUAACAGAGAGUGACCAAUGUGAACGGUUUCGCUAAACUAAAGGAUCACCAAUGGA